GAUGACGAAAGCGGAAGUACUGAGGCUGGAGGCCGGACGAGAGCCCGGAGGGGCUCGGGGUUGCGGAAGUUUUGUGAAGCGGGGUGGGGGGGGGGGGUCCGCCGGCUGUUGGAGCGCAGUGUUGUUUUGGAACAAGUUCCGGAGAGGAGGCCGCCGCUUGAGGUCCAAGAGCCACCGGCCUGCGCACGUUUGGGGCAGCUCUGGGCUCGACUCGACGUUGCCACUGUAGGUUUCCUCUGCCCCCGUUCUUCCUCGAGGAACCGCCUCGUAUCUCCGCCAUGGCAUCCACCUCGACCAACCUCCAGAAAGCGAUAGAUCUUGCUAGCAAAGCAGCCCAGGAAGACAAAGCUGGGAACUACGAGGAAGCCCUUCAACUCUACCAACACGCUGUACAGUAUUUUCUCCAUGUAGUUAAAUAUGAAGCACAGGGUGAUAAAGCCAAGCAAAGUAUCAGGGCAAAGUGUACAGAGUAUCUUGAUAGAGCAGAAAAACUGAAGGAGUACCUGAAGAAGAAGGAGAAAAAACCACAGAAGCCAGUGAAAGAGGGCCAGCCAAGUCCAGCGGAUGAGAAGGGGAAUGACAGUGAUGGGGAAGGAGAAUCUGAUGAUCCUGAAAAAAAGAAACUACAGAGUCAACUUCAAGGCGCCAUUGUUAUAGAGCGACCAAAUGUGAAAUGGAGCGAUGUUGCCGGUCUCGAAGGCGCCAAAGAAGCACUGAAAGAGGCUGUGAUAUUGCCUAUUAAAUUUCCUCAUCUCUUUACGGGCAAGAGAACACCUUGGAGGGGAAUCCUGUUAUUUGGGCCACCUGGAACAGGAAAAUCCUAUUUAGCCAAAGCUGUAGCAACAGAAGCAAACAACUCAACAUUUUUCUCAAUAUCUUCCUCUGACCUUGUUUCUAAGUGGCUAGGUGAAAGUGAAAAGCAAGUUAAGUACUUAUUCCAACUUGCCAGAGAGAGUAAACCUUCCAUUAUCUUCAUUGAUGAAAUUGAUUCUCUGUGUGGUUCAAGAAGUGAAAAUGAAAGUGAAGCUGCACGUAGAAUUAAGACAGAGUUCCUAGUUCAAAUGCAAGGGGUUGGUGUGGACAAUGAUGGAAUUUUGGUUCUGGGAGCUACAAACAUACCCUGGGUUCUGGAUUCUGCCAUUAGGCGAAGAUUUGAGAAACGAAUUUAUAUUCCUUUGCCUGAGGCCCACGCCCGAGCAGCAAUGUUUAGACUGCACUUGGGGACCACUCAGAACAGUCUGACAGAAGCAGAUGUCCGGGAACUUGGGAAGAAAACUGAAGGCUAUUCAGGGGCAGACAUAAGUGUCAUUGUACGUGAUGCACUUAUGCAGCCAGUUAGGAAAGUACAGUCAGCUACUCAUUUUAAAAAGGUUCGCGGACCUUCACAAGCUGAUCCUAACAACAUAGUAGAUGAUCUGCUAACGCCCUGUUCUCCAGGUGAUCCUGGUGCCAUUGAGAUGACGUGGAUGGAUGUCCCUGGGGAUAAACUUUUGGAGCCAGUUGUUUGCAUGUCGGAUAUGUUACGGUCGCUAUCUAGCACAAAGCCCACAGUCAAUGAACACGACUUGUUGAAAUUAAAGAAGUUUACAGAAGAUUUUGGCCAAGAAGGCUAGACCAAAGACAAGGAAGACGUUUACCAUGUGUGUUCUCUCUUUCAUAGGUAUUUUUGCCUUUCUUGGAUGGCAGUCAGAUUAUCUCCAGUAAAACUCUCUUACUGCAGGAAAAUAGAGGUCUCUCACUUCAGCAUUCUUUUAAGUUUUAUAUGUACUUUUGCUCCAUUACCAAUUAAAUCCUCCUGUUAACAAAAAUUAUAAAAUAAUGGGUUAUAAGCAAAUGAGUGACAUAAAUAGCAAAAACAUAGAAAUUACCUAGUAAAAAGAAGAUUAAAAUUGAUUGAGAUACAAAUAUUUUAAAUUGUUAUAAAUAGUGGUCUUUGCAAAGAGCAUUCAUUUUUUAUUUUUUAACUAAAAUGAAAUGGGGCUUAUUUCAUAUUUUGAAAAAAAACUUAAGCAUCAUUCUCACCAGUGUAAAAUUUAUUUACUUUAUUAAAAAAAUUAAAAAUGAUUUACUCUCAGGGAUGGGCAGUAAAACAGCAAAGAGCACUGACUGGGUUUGAAAGAUUUUGAAUUGUGUUCUAGCCAAGGCUCUCAUUGGUUUUUUGAUAGGUUGGCUUUUUUCUCCAUGUAGAUUUAAAUAAUUUCUAUAAAAGCAGCAAGCUUUUUUAUAUUUAAUUAAAUAAUACCUUUUACUGUGCAAUCUCAAGAGAAAGACUCUCUAAAUUAGGCAUUGUCUCUAUCUUGAAGAAGAAAAUUGUCUAUUUCAGUGUCUUUUUGUAGCAAGAUUGACCAAAACAGGUGGUUAAUAAAUGUGUACUUUUUAAAUAAUUCUGCCAUGAAAUACUGUAAUGGGAACCUUUGCUGAAAGGAACAGCCUCCCUUUGGAUUAUGGGAAGUUUCUUGUGUAUGGUGGGGGGGGGGGGGGUGUGUGUACAUACAUAUAAAUUUUUUUUAAUGUAGGUUAGCUAGAGUCUUGUCUUACCUUUUAAGUUCAGGGAACAGCUCGUCCUGGCCACACGUAUGUUAUCAGUGUAAUGUUUCAUGAAGCUUUAGAAAUGAGCUGAUGUCUCCUUAAAUAAUAAAAUACAAACAUGAUAUUGUGUUAUUUUAAUAUCUUCAAAUAAAUAAUCUGAGGGUGUGUGUUAUAUACUUGAGCACCAACACUAAGUUGUGCCUUGUACAUUUGCAUUGGCUCUACAUGCAAAGGAUUAUUAAGUCAGCUAGAAUGAGGUAGAUUCCUUAAUUUACUAUAAAGUUCUGCCUUGAAAAUGCUAUAGAAUAACUUGCCUUUUAAAGUAUAUUUGCACAUUUUACAUAUUGUGCUAUAUGGUUGCCUUUGGGUUUUCUGUACAGAUUGUUUUCGUUGAUAUUAAAUGGAAGUCGUAGGCCUGAAAUAUGCUGUUCUUACGUGAAGUAAAUUGAUACAACCUACUAUUGGCUA
Messenger RNA from Balaenoptera musculus (blue whale), 2997 nucleotides. It is a transcript of the gene VPS4B, whose product is annotated as vacuolar protein sorting 4 homolog B. The transcript has 11 exons. Gene Ontology annotation, biological process: endosomal transport; vacuole organization. The record is from RefSeq and is a predicted model, not a curated record. Bases 279 to 1613 code for a protein of 444 amino acids. NCBI's taxonomy places the organism in Eukaryota, Metazoa, Chordata, Mammalia, Artiodactyla, Balaenopteridae. Gene Ontology annotation, molecular function: ATP hydrolysis activity; ATP binding.